Messenger RNA from Protopolystoma xenopodis, 255 nucleotides. The record is from the annotation of a GenBank genome assembly. NCBI's taxonomy places the organism in Eukaryota, Metazoa, Platyhelminthes, Monogenea, Polystomatidea, Polystomatidae.
AUGGCUAUAAGUGCUCACUUUUUUCCAUGCUUAUCUGUACCAGAAGGACUAUUAGGUGCUAGUGCUCUGCCCGAGUGUGACUUAUGCCCAGUUGAAGUGAGCGGAGCCGAGCCAGAGCCACUGAUGCUAGACUCAUUCAGUUUGCCACGUGAACCAGAUGGCCCGCGUCUAGAAGCUGCUAAUGAGGAGGUCGUUGACUUAGAGCUGAGAGCUCCGCCUCGUCCCGUCGAAGCUCCACCUCCGAGGCCAGCAUAA